Messenger RNA from Oppia nitens, 3522 nucleotides. RefSeq names its product caskin-2-like (gene ckn). Gene Ontology annotation, molecular function: protein phosphatase binding; signaling adaptor activity. NCBI's taxonomy places the organism in Eukaryota, Metazoa, Arthropoda, Arachnida, Sarcoptiformes, Oppiidae. The record is from RefSeq and is a predicted model, not a curated record. Bases 413 to 3226 code for a protein of 937 amino acids. Gene Ontology annotation, cellular component: focal adhesion; axon. Gene Ontology annotation, biological process: axonogenesis; cell surface receptor protein tyrosine phosphatase signaling pathway. The transcript is spliced from 11 exons.
GCUAAAACAGUUACCAAUCGAGUGAAUGGACUCUCAAUGGAGUCAAUGUUAAACAACUCAAUGGACUCGUACUGUAGUGAAGCCAAUGGAGAGCUAAUGCAUAGCAAACGUCACAACAUUUGUGUUGUUUUGUUUGCUAUAACUAUGAGACUCACGCCUAUUGACUGUUAUGUUUGGGUUUACUGUAUUCAAUGCAUACGUGUUUAUUGUACUAUAAGUUACAGUCAGUACUGUCUAUAUGUGUAAUGUAAUGGUUAAGCAAAUGGCGGAUUAAAAUACCACAACAAAUACAGAUAUCAUUUGAUUUGAAAAGACUGUUACGACCAUUGAUUUAAUAUUGAUUUACUACUUAAUUAUCAUGUCAUCGAUGGCCAGUUGUGGUGAUGUUAGUGUCUGAUUGUGUGACAAAACAAUGAGGAAUCUGUCGAUUCAAAUGACAGAUCACACCAACAAUGGCAACGGUGGUAUAGUCCGUCAAAGCCCUUCGCGCACAAGUAUACGGAUAUCGCCUCCAAUCGCACCAAACAAUGCCAAUAGUGACCAAAACAAAGGCAACCCGAGAAUCACUGGAAACGGUGAUCCCGAACCACAACUGACAUCUCCAACAAAUAACUUAAUGUCACAAACAAAUGAUGAUUACGGAAACAUGUAUUCCCAUCAAUACUAUGAUUCAAAUAACUAUUUGUCUCAUAUGAAACUCAAUAAAUAUGCGGCAAAUGUCAACCAAUCAGCUAUCAGUGCCUCCAAUAUGUGUACAUUAAGUGUGGGAGUGAGCGGUCAGUCCAUCACUACCCCAAUAACAGCUAUUGUGAAUGGUAUGACAUCUGUAAACUUAAACCCAAAUUCAAUGAACAACUCUAGAGCCUCACUUGAGGACCAUGGAGUAGAUGUGGGACGUGUUAGUCCCAGCACUAGUAGUAAUGAUAGUAGAAAAUCACGAUAUAGUUCGGCGAGUUUGGAUAGUGGACGCGGAAGUGACACUAAGACUUCGGCUCAAUCGCAUCGGGUGUCAGUUCAUAGUUGUGAAUCAUUAGGUUCUCAAUUAAGUACUAAAGACAACUAUAACCACAAUUCUGCCUCUUCUUCGAGUAUCGGCAGUGGAAACAGUGUUACGGUUGACGUCGAUAUAAACACAACAAAUAAUGUGUCGACUGUUGCCGAUCCUAAUUGGACUCCUGUAAGUGCCAGCACUUCCAUUACUGGACCCCUGAGUAUACCCGAAAUGGUUUUGCAUGGAAUACCCGACGAGGAGAUAAUCCACACGUGGCUCUCACGAAUCCAUUACGAAGAAUACGUUUCAAACUUUAUAAAAGCCGGUUAUGAUAUGCCAACCAUUUCACGGAUGACACCAGAGGAUUUGACGGCAAUCGGUAUAACUAAACCACAAAAGAGACAAAAUCUUAAAACAGAGAUUCAAAAGCUUACGAUCGCUGACGGCAUUCCUAAUUUCAAACCCAAUUCACUGCUUGAAUGGUUAAAGUUAUUACGUUUGGAGGAGUAUUUCACAAUACUAUGCCAACAGGGAUACAACUCAAUUGAUAGGGUCACUGAGUUGGCCUGGGAGGACCUCGAGGAGGUUGGCAUCACUAAGUUAGGACAUCAAAAAAAGAUAAUGUUAGCCAUCAAGAAGAUCAAGAAUAUUAAUAAUAAUAUAAAUAGUUGUAAAACGUCUGAAUCGACUCACAAUUUAUCGCUUCCAUUGAUAUAUAAUAAUAACAGUUCCUCUUGUGAUGGUAUGGCACGACCUAAUAAUAAUGGUUACAAUAUGUCCUUUAAUAGUCAAUAUCAAGACACUGUUGCCAUCAAAAUGUUUGCUCCGACUACCAAAUCAACGCCUUCCCCCACAACUGAACAGUUACCACCCAUUGCUCCACAGCUAAAGACUUUCCAACAAUUGCCAAUCAAUCGAUUCAUGUAUUCCAGACAAAGAAGUGAUGUUCCAUAUACUGGAUUCUUAUCAAAUGACACUCAAAAUAUGCUUCAAUCAUCUCGAGGCAGAUCUUUAGAGAGUUUAGAUUAUAAUGAUAGUAAUUAUCACUUAUUUUGGUCAAAACAAUCAAAUCAUAUGUUGAAUGGAUUUCCAAAACAACAACAGAUGCCUUAUUCUGAAUCAUAUGAAUUAACACAACAAAGAGAAUCGGAACAAAUUCAUGGAUAUGAAACAGACAAUGAAGUGAUUAAUAACUAUGCAAAUAAUAGACGAACAAUGUAUGAAAUCGAUGGCACGGCUACUUUGCACAGACCGAAAGGUAUGGUCAAAGCUAAGCCAGUGGCGAAAAUUGUUGCAAAAACACGACCUCCGACUCAACCCGAUGUUAAUACAUUUAAUCAGAUAUAUGACACACAAAAGAAAUACGAACCAAUGUCUCAAUCGGACAAUAACUUGAAAAAUAACUUUAUCUGUGAUGACAACUCCAGUUCAUACUAUCAGGACGUAAAUCCUCAAAUCUAUGCGAGUAUAAAACGCAAGAAAACACCCCCACCCCCACCAAAACGGGUAAACUCGAUGCGAAACACACUCACCACCAGUUCUCCAAUAUAUUCAGGAACUUCUAUUCCAUCAUUUUCUUCACCGCUAUCACCACUUCAUUCACAUCAUAGACAAAGUUAUGACGGUUACGAUCAAUUUCAGGAACAGGUGUUUGCCUCUUGUGUUAAAAACUUGACAUCUCGUUUCUCAAUGAAGAACAUGGAAGAUACGACUCCAAGCGAUGAUAAAACAUUUAAAGGAUGUGCCGAUGAUUUUCCUCCGCCACCAUCGCCACUAUCAUUCAAUGAUUGCCAAAACUAUAAUACAUUACAGCGAAAGAAAAAAGAUAAGAAUGAUAGACAAGAGUGUAAUAUAUCGAGUAGUUCUUCAACUGAGUCGAUGCCUUUCGCCAACGACAACAUCGGAACAAUUAAACAAAAUCGUGUAAAUCCUGAAUAUAAUAAAGACAGAGAAAUUCAUUCGCCUUCGCCUUCAUUUACAUGUUCAGCGCCCCCUUCACUAACUAACUCACCCUCAUCUACAUCUCCUCAUAGCAUUACCAAUGAUCAGAAAAAUUUUGUUGCAAAUCAAUCUCCUGUUAAACUCCGAUCAGUUGACAAUCAGAGAAAUGGUAUUAGACCUAAUGGUAUGCCAUUAUCACUAAAAGACGAUCCAUUAGAUGAUAUCGAGACAAUGCUCGUCAAUUUGUCCAAUCAAUUGGAUUUAAUGCUUGAAACAGAUCAUCGCAACAAAUAGUUUUUACAUCUAAUACAUUGACAGCUAUUUAAAAUAAAAAGGUUUUUCAAACUUUGAGUACAAACAAAUCAAAACAUCUAAGAAAAAAUAAAAACCAAAUGUAAAGUCAAAAGCUUUAGUGAUAUAUUAAAUUUAUAUUAAAAAUCAAUGAAACUUUUCGCAUGAAAUUUACAUGACUUUUGUACUGUAGUCACAUUGGAGUAUAUGCAACAUAUAAAUUAUAUGUAAAUUAAAUUUUAUAUAGAAUUUUAUAGUAUUUUUUAAUAAUCAUUAAAUUGUAAUUAUAAACACUAGUC